UGACGAAUUGUCCUGUAUUUGCUCCCCACUUCCAUAGACAACCGGUCUGUCUUGUUUCCCAGAUACGAUAUCUACACAGAUCUCAUUCACAAAAAUGCCGGCUGAGAAGAAAGAGACAUCCUAUGAAAAAAUCUCCUCAGUCGGGACGGUGAAUGCCGACAACAGCAUCACAUGGACAGAUACUGGCCCAACGGGCAGCCGGGUCCAAUCAACCUUGGUGGCUGAUAUACCGCCCGGAGAUGGAGAGCGGCGGAUGGUCCUCUGCCCGGUGUUCAGCCAUCGCAACGUUCCCAAUGCUCAAUGGGUGAAAUCACAGGAUACAGGUUCAGAAGCGACUAAUGAUCAAUGGACUGCCAAACUCAGCAUAAGAUCAGUCGUGAAUGCGCUACACUACUAUUCCUAUGACUCCCAUGUAUACGCAGACAGACUUCAAUUAGCUACAGGUCGAGAGUCAAGUAGUACUGGUCACGCCUGGACAGAGACUCAGAAUGGAAACACAACUCUCGUGCUGGAUGCCACGGAGGGAGGAUUGAAACCCUGUGCGGACCUUCACUCAAGAGCCCCUGUCAGAUCAUACAAGGUACCCCUCUCAGAGUGGUCCAACUUCAUCGCUCCUGCGUUGGGUGGCUCUAAAGAGGAGCUCGAGUCAAUCGCUAAGUAUCAGUACGAGUGAUCCACCACGACGUCUAAGGCGAAGGUCUCCGGAGGUUGGGCGCCACCGUACUUGAAACAUGCUGAGUAGAGACACUAAUCUAUGAGGCAGUAGCAGUCAGUGAACGUAUACACGAGUAUGUCACGGCUUCUCCCAAAUCAGGACUCAAGGCACACGUAUUCAGUCAUUCUUAGAGGGCCAUGUUCAGGUGGCAGUCCUCGCUGAAU
Molecule: messenger RNA, 879 nt
Organism: Kockovaella imperatae
Lineage: Eukaryota; Fungi; Basidiomycota; Tremellomycetes; Tremellales; Cuniculitremaceae
Exons: 3
Coding region: 95-673 (192 amino acids)
Source: RefSeq, a predicted model, not a curated record